AUGGCCCCGGGGGCGAACAUCGGCAUCAACCAGGCUGGCUGGCUGCAGUUUGAACCCGGCGCACAUGCGCACAUCAUGGCUCAGCACUCUUCGGAUGAGAUGCAGAUUAUCUUGUACCGUGGUCGUGAACUGGUGCUCUACGACGCGCACCGGCAAAUGGCUUUCGCCCGGCGGCUCACCAAGGAGCAAGCUCAGGUGCUGGUCCACAACCGACGCCACAGCUCCUGCCCUUUGUGCAAGCAAGCUUUGAGCGAAUCCUGGGCAUUUGUGGUGGAGGGCUACUGGGAAACCAUACGAAAGGUUUUCUCCACCAGCGCUGCUGGUGAAGAGGAGACAGCUGCAAUGGCACAGCUGCACAGCAUCGCAGUGGGUCUCCUCAACACCGGCUACUAUGCCCGCUUCUUUCGAGAGGAAAGGAUGCUGGGAUCGGGCUCAUUCGGGGCCGUGUACCUGUGCACACACAUGAUGGACGAAAUCGAACUGGGAACAUUUGCUGUGAAGAAGCUGGCCUUAGGAGACGACGCCAAUAGACUUAGGCAAGUGGUGCGAGAAGUUAAAGCAUUGGAGAAGCUGCGGCACAUGAACGUCAUCGAUUAUAAGCAUUCGUGGCUGGAGAUCGAUCGACAUUCAGAGCUAUGUCCGUACGUACCGUUCCUGUAUAUCCUGAUGGAAUACUGCAACUACGGCUCCUUGGAGAACUUCAUCUGGCCGAGAAAUCCAGGAUUCAUCCGGGGCAGGUCUGACAAUUCAAAGCGAGCACGGGAGCUGACAGACGAGCUCAUUUGGCAUUUCUUCCACGGCAUGUGUAGCGGCCUUGAUCAUUUGCACUGCCGUGGGAUUCUACACAUGGACCUGAAACCAUCAAACAUCAUGCUGCACGUGGAUGAGAUGCCAGAGACCUUGCCUAGACCGAUGCUGUCCGACUUCGGCACUUGCCACAUCAUAGGGGAAGGUGUGUCUUCUGAGCAUGGAGGAUAUGCCAUGGAGUUUUGCCCCCCAGAGCGGCUGGAAACCCAGGAGAUGGGAGAGAAGGGCGACAUGUGGAGUGCAGGCCUGGUGUUAUAUGCAAUGUGCUAUGGAGAUCUUCCUUACCACAGCGACGAUCCUAUGGAAUGUCGCCGUCAAGUCAUGAGCCACAAGGUCCUGCCGGAACCAUCAAAUAUUGCCUGGCAGCAGCGAGACGAGCGCUACUGGAAUGUCGUCUGCAUACUGACCUCCCGGCAGCCUGUGGCCAGACCAUCUGCUCGAGAGUGCGAGGUCUUGGCAGCACAGGAGCUGGCACGCCUGGCCCUUGCUCCCAAGUCACCAAUGAAAAGCCUGGGCUCUCCCUCCAUGCACCCACAAAUGAUCAUGGACUCAUCGCUGCCCCAACUGCAAGAUGGCGAGUUGAAUUGA
Messenger RNA from Symbiodinium natans, 1395 nucleotides. NCBI's taxonomy places the organism in Eukaryota, Dinophyceae, Suessiales, Symbiodiniaceae. The record is from the annotation of a GenBank genome assembly.